AAGCAAAAAUGCCUGGCGAGUUUGAUAUUCUUGCCGGCUUUUUCCGCGAAAGAGGAACUGCACUGUACCAGUUCGACCUUCGUGCGUUCUAUGGAGCUACCGGUAUCUUGGCAGCCAAGGCGUUCUUUUUAAGGAAAGAGAUGAAGUGCAUCUAGUAGUAGAAGGAAAGGUUGCUGCAUCUAGUAAUAGAAGGAAAGGGUUGUGCAUCUAGUAAUAGAAGGAAAGGGUUGUGCAUCUAGUAGAAGGAAAGGGUUGUGCAUCUAGUAGUAGGACGAAAGGGUGCAACUAGAUGUUCUAGUAGAUCUACUUUCCUGGAAUUACUACAUAAUAAGUAGGGUGCAUCUGUAGUAGAUCUACUUUUUGAGGAAAUUAUCUAGUAGGUCAAGAUCUAGAAAGAGUCGUGGAAAGCGCAUCUAGUUGAUCAAGAUCUACAUCUUGUAGUUGGUCUAGUGUAUUUUCUAGAAAAUAAAAAGAGAUAAAACUGUUGUCGAUUGUAGGAAAGCAACGCGAGUAGACGUUGCUUACAGUAGUAGACUACGCGACUACUUUGUCAGUUUAAUAUCUUCAGUAUAUCUGCAUCUAGUAAUUCUAAAUCACUGAUAGAAGUAGAUGAAUUUAAUAGUUAUAUGCACACGUUGAAAUUACUAACCGUCUGUGCUUUCACUAAACUACGAUCUUCAGACUGAUUUUGUUCGAAUGAAUUUUCAACAUGAUGCCUGAUCUGUCAGCGUCUUGGCUUCGGUCAUGAUCACUAUGAGAACUUAUCUCUUCUACGGGUACUUCUAGGAGCAGUACCUUCCUAUCAGGGGUACGCGCACAUCAAUCAGUCAGUCAAUCCAUCAAUGCAACUAAGCUACGAGAAAAUUCAACCAGCAAUGUAGCUUCACCUACCUGUUCUAAUCUUGGCGCUAUGGCGUCGACCUUUCCAGAUGAUGCCGUGGAAUCCGUAUUUGCUUUUUCUGCUGCUAGAACUCGCUUUGGAGAUUCCUUUGAUGAUCGCGGUUUGGCACCAGUAUACGGUUUUUGUUAUGGCAAGAACUAGUGCAAAAUGUUUGAAAAUCAAUUAAUACAGAUUUACUAGGUGGAUUUAGGAGUAGAUCUAUCGAAGAAGCGAACACAGAAGUAACUUCUAGAACACAGAAGUAACUUCUAGUACUCCAGACGUUAGAAGAAGCAAGUAAUUCAAGAAUAGCGCCAAAUUGAUUUAGAGUUUUAAUAGCCCACCUCUAGCUCUAAAGUAACUACUUUCGUAGCAUGUCAUUUAAGUUUUUCGACGCCUUUUUCUGUCUGAAGAAAAGCAAGCACUUAAAGGAUGAUGUCAAACUUUAUAGCUUAGUCCUAAUAGCUCUACUAUACGCUCUUCUACCUUUAUAGCUUAGUCGUAAAAAUAGCUCUACUAUACGCUCUUCUAUUAUAUAUGUUUCAGGGCGCGGGGCGACGCCCCCCCCCUAGCGGGGGGGGGCGGGCGCCCUGCCCCCCUUUUUAAGGCGUCUGCCGGGGGGGAAGGCCUCAAAAGGGGGCCCAGUGACCUCCCCCCUCCGCUCCCUUCCAGCUGCCUCACUGUUCCCUAGGGGCCUCGGAUGGUGGUGGGAGGCUUCAAAAGGGGCCCAAGGGACCGCCUGCGCCCCCGUCCAGGUGCCUGCUUGUGCCUAAUAGCUCUACUAUACGCUCUUCUACUAUUAUAGCUGUAUUACGCCAGGUCUUCUACAUAGCAGUAGUCCUAUGAGCUCUACUCAUGAUCCUAGGGUAUGAUUAUCAGUCCUGUGCUUCAUCUAGUAGUAUGGUUCUAGUCCUCCUCCUCCUCCUCCUCCUUUUCUAUGAGCUGCGGAUCUAUCUCGUAAUCCAGUUCCUCCUCUAUGAGCUGCGGAUCUCCUACCUCGUAGUGUACCUCUAACAUCGCUCGCUGCUGGUAUGCUGGGUCCCGGCGUCACGCCCGUUUAGUCGAACGAGAACGGCAGAAAUGCCGACGCGAGAAGCAAAGACAUGUUGAGCGUCUCCAGGGAAAGCGUUUGACAGUGCAUAGUGGCACCAACAUUUAAGGCUUACUUUUUUACUCGUAGAAGUAUUAUGUAGAUCAUUAGUCCUCUCUACUCUGGCUAGGUAGUUAUCUAGUAGUGAGGAUCUGUCUCCAUAGUUAUCUAGAAGUAAUGCCAUGACUUCUAUUUCAUUAUGAAAAAGAAGAGUAUCUUCUCUUCCCAGUAAAUGUUUCGUCUUGCCGGUGAUUAGAUAUGAUCACUUGAGACGCAAUGAAUGAAUAAAAUCCCAGUCCUUCUACCAAGUGCUGGCAAAACAUCGUGAACCGAGUGCAGCAUAGGUAAGAUCAUCGCUCAAGUAUCGUAAAAUAAUGUAAUGUUGAUCCAUCCACCCUAUACACAGAGAUAGAAGUCUAGGGAUCUUAUAGAAGUGCGUGCUGAGUGGAGCAUAAACUACAAUGCUGAAUACGGUGACCUAUGGUUGCGUAGGGAUUCCAGUCUAUGAGAUGAUUUCGUCCUCUUGUUGUAUAGGAAAUAUCGUUAUCCCUCAAGCUCUAAAACAUCUUUCGCGAGGGACACCGAUCCGGCUCAGUUCGAGCACAAUGCUACAAUCUUGCUGGUACAUUAUCUACUAGUGGAGGUGCUAGAGAACCUUUCCCUGUUGUAGUACGAGAGGACUACAAAUGUGCUCUUUUUGUUUUGAUAUAGUUAAAACUGUCCAGAGACCAGAGUACUUAAUACUUGAUGUUGCAUUUGUUGUUUAGAUACGUCUUAUCGCUAGUCCCUCACUUGUUUACUAACUAAGUUCUCGCUCACAUUCAGUAUCAGAUAUAUUUUGCGUGACUUGCUACAAUUGAUGAAGGCGAACAUGCUUUUUCUGUUCUUCUUACUUACUUUAACAACUUCAAAUUUGUUACGGUUUGUUGAGUCAUCUAGCUGCUCGUUCGUGGGCUGUAGCUCCUCUUUCUUGGUCAGCGCGGAUCAAAAUAUAAACAAGGGACGAUCAUCUCGGCCUGCGGGGUAUACCAUAGAAGAGAAGCAUCCUUUUCAAAUUCCAGUAUAUUAGUACCAUAGAAAAGAAGUAGCCCUCUUUUGUUUAUGUUCUGAGCAAGUUGAUCACAUCACCGUCUUCACCAGGUCUAGGACCGCGGUUCCAGCGCUCAUAUUUGAUUCCGGAACGUGAUCGGCUCUUUGCGCCUCUCCUCUUAGAUCGACGCAGGAACGAUACCACAGUGGUCGGCGGUCGUGUCUCAAGCAAGCUGGAUCAUGCCUUGAGGAAGGUGGAGGUGGUAGAUGCCAUGCAAGAUUUGCUUGCGUCCAAACUUCAAGCUAAGAUCGGCGCCCCUCCGCGUACACGCGCAUCGCCCGCAUCAAAUGUUACGAGUCAACAUUCAUAAUUUUAUUUUUAGGAGCAGCUGAGAGCUGAAAGCUUCUCAACCUCCUCACCAAGUUCGUCAAAUCUUUGGCUUUAAAGUUAUUUUUCUUGCUAAUUAAGAUACGACUAUUAUCAAUUUAUUAUACGGCUAGGAGAAUUCAUGAAGAUGUAUUUGAUACAAGCGCAAGCCGCUAAAAUGCUUCCCCCCUGUCUACUCCUACAAGAAGUGCUUCGCUCUGCCCACAUUACUGCUGCUACUAUGUCUAAUCCAGAGUACUGCUGCAACUGCUUGUUCUCUCUACCUACACUGCUUCUCUCUGCCUUGUCUACCUGUUUCGAAGUAGUACACUAUCUGUAGCUGCACUACUUCUCUUCAGUCUACUAUACUUCUUAGUCUUACUAGUUCCACCACAUGACUUUGCCCUGUCUACUUCUAGUACAAUGUCUACUUUUUACCUCUAGAUCUACACUAUCUGCUUCAGUUUUUCGAAAACUACUUUUACAACUAGUACACUUAGAGCUAUGAUCUCAAAAGAGAUUCAGCUAAGUCGUAGGUCCAAUCCGAACCGACUAACAUCAUGAUGAAGAACUACGAUCUACUUCCACUUCUACUUCUUCUAACAUGUUGGUUGGAGCGGCUACCAGUGUAGUAGUCAAAGGAAAAGGCGGGCCUGGCGUGCAAAAUUUAGUGGGUGGCGCUAAAGGCCAGAUUGCCAAGGACCAAGUGAUCUCCAAAGGAACCCCCGUUCCAGAGGCGUAGUUCCAGAGUAGAAGAGUAUUUAGAAAAGGGGACUUCGAGGUUUAUACUUUUAUGUUAUACGUCAACAUGGAUCAGAAGACAACAAGAAAGGUGAAAUAAAGUAGAAGCUGAAAGCGAGAUGAUCCACCUUGUGGCCAGCAAAAAAGGGAACAUACUAGAGUGAGUGAGGCGAACGAAAUUAUAGAGAGACGACUUUAGAGAAAUGAUACAAGAACAUUAUUGAAAAGCAGAAAUAAAGGGACAAGAUACUUUACUAUUUUUAUUAAGAAGGGAACAACAGCGAAGGGGAACACACCGACACAGAUGAAUUAUGAGUAGAACAAGAUCUUUGAAAAAUUUAUUGUUGAAAAGGGAACGCAGAAUGAAUACUAGGACUAGGAACAACAGAGUCCUCUAACUAUAUCAUGCUGAUGUAAAAACGUCGAUAUAUGGUGCAUCACUUCGAUCAUCAUGGUCCUCUGUUUUUUAACCGAGAGCGUGAAGAAUAUUACUUAGUUUUAGUACGUAGGUGAAGACCAAGACAUCAGUUGUACUACGCCUUCUAAGAAGGAGUCGUGCAACAUGAUGCUGAAAUUAAAUGACCACUUGUUGGAAUUUUUGGUCGUAAGCUGUUGAGGAAACAAGGUCGUUACUGAUGAGGAAACAAGGCCGUAGUAAGAUUCUGAUGAUCAAGAAUAGCAGUUCUCUUCGUAGGUCGUCGUACUAAAGGCAUGUCAGCCAUAGGAGCUUGUGCCUUAUGAUCGCUGUAGACGACUUAGCCUUGUCACAACGACAACUGUAGACUUUUUAAUAUGUACUUUUAUAGUAUACAUAUUACUUCUACUGCAUGAAGAUGGCUCCUCUUAAAACAUGAAUCGAAGGCGUUCAAUUGCGAGCUUCAUUCUAUGACCGUGAUCCAGGUCUUGUGCACAGACUACAGAGUACUAGGUAGUAAUUGAAUCUAUUCGGCAACAUGUCUAGCCUGUUUUUAGAAAUUAACUCCUCUACAACUUCAAUAAAUAUUUAUCCAAAAAAAUUGCCAAUUAAGUUGUUCUUUGAGCGGCAGACUAAAUAUCGAUUCACUUUCCUAGAAGGAAGCGUGCUGCAGUCUCUUGCUUGCUGCGAAACAGAAUUAUUCUGAGUACUUUCUUAAUUAUAUUUCCUAAAUAUGAUUCUGAGUACCUCGUCCUACUAGAACAAGGCAAACGUUCUUCCACCUCCAUUUCUAGUCUACUUCUACGAGUACAGACAAGUGACACACUACUACGAGUUGUACAGUAGACAAAACUUUUAAAGCGUGCAUCACGUCGAAAUUCAAUCUCCUUCCGAAAUUAACCUAGCAUGC
Messenger RNA from Amoebophrya sp. A25, 5432 nucleotides. The record is from the annotation of a GenBank genome assembly. Lineage: Eukaryota; Dinophyceae; Syndiniales; Amoebophryaceae.